UGGACGCAGCUCCCGCCAUGGCCGGCAGCGCAGCAGCAGGCCCGGAGCGCGCGCCCGCCAGCGCCACGGGCGCGCGGCGGUCUUCAGCGGAUGUCAUGGACCUGGAUGAAGUUCUACCACAAGUGGGCGAGUUUGGACUUUAUCAGAAACUUCUCCUAUGGUUGGUGUGCCUGCCAGCAUGUAUUCCCUGUGGCUUCUCUGCUUUCAACCAGCUGUUCAUGGCACAUGUUCCUGAUCACUGGUGUCGUCCACCUGUUGCACUUCAAGAACUUUCAUCACAUACUGCCCGUGCACUAAGCUCACCACUUGAGGGCAACUCAAACAACACAUUUGAAAAAUGUAUUCGCUAUGCUGUUAAUUGGACAGAGCUGCUUACGCAGUAUUCUCCAGAUGAAAUCAUGCCAAAUUUGAGCUGGCCAGUGGAAGAGUGUAAAGAUGGCUGGGAGUAUAAUACAACAGAGAUCUCUUCGUCUGUUGUAAUUGAUUUUAAUCUGGUGUGUCAUCAUGCAAUAUAUCCCACAAUUGCUUUAUCUGCAUUGAAUAUGGGUGCACCAAUAGGUGUGUACAUGUUUGGCAUGAUUAACGACAGAGUGGGAAGACGGAUAUCCUUCUUCUGUUGUUUGACAACAAUGCUGAUUGGAGGCUUCAUGACAGCAGCAGCUAAAGACUUCUGGACAUGGAUGACAAGCAGAAUCAUAGUGGGACUAGCAGUGCCAGCCAUUUACCAGAUACCAUUCAUAAUAUCACUCGAGCUGGUUGGACCAAAUUACCGAUCAUUUGUAACUGUGAUGACGUGUAUGUUCUACACACUUGGACUUGUAAUGCUUGCUGGAGUGACGUAUUUAGUGAGGGAUUGGGUUCAUUUAGCUCUUGCUACAACUCUGCCAUUCCUCUUAUAUUAUGUGUACUGGUUUUUUCUUCCAGAAAGCCCUAGAUGGCUUCUUGCAAAAGGACAAUUUGAGGAAGGAUCAAAAAUUCUUCAUACACUGGCAAGAAUCAAUAAAAAAGAACUACCCUCUACAUUUACAGAGAAACUAAAGCAACGCAUGACUUUAAAACGUUCACUCAGUGAAGAGAAACGUUUACAUGAGACUCCAGGUGUUAUGGCUCUGUGCAGGACGCCAAACAUGCGACUCAAGACUGCAUUAAUUACACUGAAUUGGUUUUCAAAUGAGCUAGUGUAUGUGGGACUGAGUUAUUAUGGUCCAUCUCUUGGAAGUAAUGAAUACACAAGCUUCCUCUUGUCAUCACUGGUUGAGAUACCCAGCUAUUUGGCGUGCUGGGUUGUUAUGGAUCACUGGGGCCGCAGGUGGCCAUUGUGCAUCAGCAUGAUUGUUAGUGGAGUGAGUUGCAUUGUUACAGUGCUCCUGCCCACAGAUGCUGUAAAUACUACUUUGGCACUCUACUUAAUUUCAAAAUUUGCCAUUUCUGCCUCAUUUUUAAUAAUAUAUCCAUUUGCUGGUGAGCUUUAUCCAACACAGCUAAGAGGCAUAGGGAUUGGUACAUCAGCAUACAUUGGUGGACUUGGGCUAAUCAUUAUCCCUUUCAUCACUUAUCUGGGUUCAGAAAACUUAGUACUACCACUUGUAAUUAUGGGAGCUAUAUCAGUAAUUGGAGGACUGUCUGGACUGAGACUUCCAGAGACAUUACAUCACCGACUGCCACAGACUGUUGAAGAAGGUGAAGAAUUUGGGAAAGACUGGUCUUUCAAGGAUUGUAUUCGUUGCAUACCUGAGAGGCCAUCAUCUAUAGCAACAUCAUAUGAAGAUCUCGAACCACAUGAAACUGUGGAACUACCCGUUAUGCCACAAGAAUUAAUGCAGCCUCCAAGUGAAGCAACACCACUGGAGCGAAGAGAAACUAGACGCUUCUCUAAUAGGACUCCAAGACUAGUUCGUCAGUCAAGUGUUAUGGAAACUCCAGUGGAUUCAUCAGGUGUUAUGCAAAUGACUUACUGGUUCUAGAAUGUUAUGACACGUGAACCCACCCUUAUUUGUGUUCAGGUUGACAGUUCCGUUUUGCAUAACGUAAAAAAGUUGGGAAAUUUGUAGUAUAGGUUGACAUUUCUUCUGUGAAAAAGAAACUGCUGCCCUGGAUUUUUAUAUAUGAAAAUAAUUUUUUUUAUAUUUCUUUGACAUGUAUUUGGUAAAUAAUGCUGACAAAAAAUAACUCAGCAAAUAUUCAAAAUAUUUCCGUCUUUUUAUGUAUUCUGGAAAGAAAAAUGAUUAUAUAUUGCUGCUAAAUUAGUUCAUUUGCGUGAGAAUUGUUGCUAUGUGAAAAACAAUUCAUAAAUUCAGGUUUUUAUUUAGAAUUGUGAAUACUGUACUAAUAAUACAAAGAACAUGGAAAUAUUAUAUAAGGGCAGGCAUAAUGGCAAUGGAGGGGUGUAGCAACAGUAGCUACAGUAAGAAUGUUCUGGACUAUAAACAAGUGAAUGAAAUAGUGAUGGGUAGCUUCAAUCAAACAUAUUAUAUGUUUUUACUUCUUGCAGCUUUAUACAUUGACGUCAGAAGUGAAAAAAUAAAAAUGAGUGUAUAUUCCAUAAGCAUACUUCUUCUCCAUUGCAAUUAUCAGGACAGGCAUGUGUAACUUUAAAAAAAUGUAACAUAUGUAUUGAAAUAAUACAGAAAGAACAGCGGUCCCAGCAACAUGAAGAUUUCUAGAGGUAAAAUACUGCUUAAAACAUGGAAAAAGCAAUGAAGUUUAAAUGUAUCAUUCUGGUAAUAACAUUGCACUUCCUUUCAUAUCUGUGGCAAAUAUAUUUGUGUGUGUCAUACUGUGAGCAGCUGUUGGAACACAAUCCACAUUAUUACGUAAUUAAUGAUCUAUGUUGAUUGAAAAGAAUUAAUUUAUGAUUUUAUGUGCACAUUUUUAAAGAUGUAGUCUUCUACGCUCAGGAGGAUAUAUCCAUGUUAGUGUUGAUACUGACAUUGUUAAUGUUUAUGCACCAACAUGGGUUGCCUUUUUUGAUUUUCAGACAAGUAACACACAAUAGGCAUUACACAUUUUUGUUUUAUGUGUAUUUUUAUUAUUAGAUUACAAAUAAUGAUAUUUUAAACCUGGCAACUAUAUAGCAUAAUGGUCAAAAUUUUUCAUUAACAGUGAUUACUAAUUGAACAAAAUAACAGAACACUUCCUUCACAUCUCAUUACUCAAUUUAAAUGCUGAAUUUAUCAAAUUUUACAUCUUAUGUAUAAUGCAGUGUGCUCACUUCAUGAACUCUGAACCAAAGAUGAUACAACUUGCUGGCCUGCUAUAUGUGUGCACCCAAAGAUACACACACCACAAAGUCAUUGAUUGCAUUGAUACCAUUAGAUUUUAAAUAUGAAUUUGUAGUACUCCCUUUCUGCUUCAAGGAAUACUUAAAAUUGUUUCCUCCCUGCUGUAAGAUAUGUGUCACAGCCAUUGUUCAGUGUAAUGACCCUUUCUUCAACUUAUUAUAACCAAUUAAAUUAAUUGUGUGUCUUAGUACAGCCUUCAGUAGAAUGAGGAUUAGUUUGGUAUAGUUUUGUAAACCUUACCAUUUAGAUUUACCCAAAUGCAUAAGUCACAAUAACUAAGAUCAAAGGACUUGAGGGCCAUAAAUAUCAUAUGCCUAUCUAAUCAUAAAAAGAAAUCUAUUAGCAAUCAGGAAUGGUACAGUAGUAUACACUGUAAUAUUGUCUUCAUGAAAAUAUUUUUUCUCAUCUGUUUGUUA
This is a messenger RNA of Schistocerca nitens (vagrant locust), 3697 nucleotides long. RefSeq names its product carcinine transporter. Gene Ontology annotation, molecular function: transmembrane transporter activity. The record is from RefSeq and is a predicted model, not a curated record. Lineage: Eukaryota; Metazoa; Arthropoda; Insecta; Orthoptera; Acrididae. The transcript has 12 exons. The coding region runs from base 18 to 1964 and encodes 648 amino acids. Gene Ontology annotation, biological process: transmembrane transport. Gene Ontology annotation, cellular component: membrane.